UGGUUCUCCACCGCGGUCCUGUAUGCAGCUUACCUGGGGCUGGGAAUGAGUUUGGCUAUACUGGGACCCACAUUUCAAGACCUGGCAGAGAAUGUGAACAGAAAUAUCAGCAGUCUGUCUCUUAUAUUUGUGGGCCGUGCCUCUGGGGUAUUGUGUGGCACCAUGAUUGGUGGGGUUCUGUUUGACCACAUGAAUCAGUACUUUCUCUUGGGAGUGUCAAUGAUGGCAAUGGCAGUCGGCCUUUAUCUCAUCCCUUUCUGCAAGACAGCAGUCUUACUGAUCAUUACCAUGUCUGUGUUCGGGGCUUCCAUUGGUGCCGUGGAUACAGGUGCAAAUGUCCUCAUCUUGGCUCUUUGGGGGGAUGAAGGAGCCCCACACAUGCAGGCCUUGCACUUCAGUUUUGCCUUGGGUGCUGUCCUGGCUCCCCUGCUGGCUAAAUUGGCCUGGGGAACAUCAGCAUCUACUCAGAACCACACAGAGCCCUACUUUGACCCUCUAAUGCUGAACCAAUCCUCUGAAGCCACCUCAGACUUUCUGUUUGCAGUACCUGAGAACAUGAACCUGCUGUGGGCAUAUACUUCCAUCGGCACCUAUGCUUUAGUAGUUUCUGUCUUUCUGUGUGGUCUGUUUUGUAUUAAAUGCUCAAGGCAGAAAAAAUCCACAGCAUCUGCUCAGAGCACUCGAAGAGCUAAAUAUCACAGGGCCCUGCUCUGUCUCCUCUUCCUCUUCUUCUUCUUUUAUGUUGGAGCCGAGGUGACAUUUGGCUCUUACAUAUUCUCCUUCGCCACCACCCAUGUUGGCAUGGAAGAAAGUGAAGCAGCCGUCUUGAACUCCAUCUUCUGGGGGACCUUUGCUGCCUGCAGGGGCCUGGCCAUCUUCUUUGCAACAGCCCUACAGCCUGGAACCAUGAUUGUGUUGAGCAACAUCGGCAGCCUUGUCUCAUCUUUCUUUCUGGUGCUUUUUGACAAGAGCCCUCUUUGUCUCUGGAUCGCAACUUCUGUGUAUGGAGCCUCAAUGGCAACCACAUUUCCCAGUGGAAUUUCCUGGAUUGAGCAGUACACUACCUUAACAGGGAAAUCUGCAGCAUCCUUUGUCAUUGGUGCUGCUUUGGGAGAUAUGGCGAUGCCUGCAGUAAUUGGAAUUCUUCAAGGACACUACCCAGAUCUGCCAGUCGUUCUGUACACCUGUCUGGGGUCAGCCAUAUUCACUGCUGUUUUAUUUCCUAUGAUGUAUAAAUUAGCCACCUUGCCCCUGGAACGCCAGCACAAAGGAAAAAGAAAACAUGAGGACCAGAAAGCAUUGUCCACUAGUUCUCGGCUAUGA
Cricetulus griseus (Chinese hamster) is the source of this 1323-nucleotide messenger RNA. NCBI's taxonomy places the organism in Eukaryota, Metazoa, Chordata, Mammalia, Rodentia, Cricetidae. The record is from RefSeq and is a predicted model, not a curated record.